AAACCUCUGGCCGAGUGCCCGUUGACUAGCGAUAGUCAACAACCCUCCGCCAAUUCCAUUGCAGCGAACAAUCGAGCAUUCCAUUGGCGCCAAACCAGAUGGAAAUCUCCGGCUAAAUCCGGUAGGCGCGACGAUGAGAAGGAAGUCCAACAAAAAAUCGAUGCCGAGGCCCCAACAAAAACCGACGAAGACGGCUUCUUCAUCCUCAUAUUUCAAACUGAAUCACAGGAAGACUUCCCUAACAGUUUCGGCAAUCCUAGCGGUAUGUUUGAUAGCUCUCUUAAGCAUUUCGUCGAGCAGGGAGCGUGCUUUUGGAGCUUCGAAUCACCCCUUCCCCGAUCAGCUUCUGUACACCGGCGAAGUAAUCAACGAGUUCCCUCACGAUCCAGACGCCUUUACUCAGGGUCUACUGUAUGCUGAAAAUAAUACCUUAUUUGAAUCAACUGGACUAAAUGGACGAUCAUCUGUUAGGAGAGUUACUCUUUCAACUGGCGAGGUAGAAGCUAUUCACGUAAUGCAGUAUUCUGAUUUUGGGGAGGGCCUAACGCUACAUGGUGACAGGUUAUAUCAAGUAACAUGGCAGCACAAUACUGGUUAUAUAUAUGACCGGCAUAAUAUAAGCAAAUUUGAGGGUUUUACUCAUGAAAUGCAUGAUGGUUGGGGAUUGGCAACUGACGGGGAAGUUUUGUAUGGCAGUGACGGAUCUUCAACAUUGUAUCAGAUUGAUCCUUAUUCUAUGAAAGUCAUAAAAAAACAUACUGUGGUGUAUCAAGGGAGAGAAGUGCCGAAUCUCAAUGAGCUUGAGUUUGUCAAUGGUGAAGUUUGGGCUAAUGUGUGGAUGACUGAUUGUAUUGCUAGAAUCUCUCCAAAAGAUGGCAUGGUGCAGGGAUGGAUUCUCCUUCCCAAUUUAAGAGAAGGAUUACUAGCAAGUGGGUACACAAGAAUUGAUGUCCUGAAUGGCAUAGCAUGGGAUAAAGAUGGAAGCCGUAUUUUCGUGACUGGCAAACUAUGGCCCAAACUUUAUGAGAUCAAAGUGCAGCCUUUGAAGACCCCAUUCAAUGGAGAUAUCAAGAAGAUGUGCAUUCCUCCAAUAGCCCAUUUUUGAGUGCCAUGUAAAUCAAAGAUUGUUUUUUUUAGUUGGUGGAAAUUGUUAACUCUUUUCCCUAACCUCAUUGUUGUAUCUUAUACGGAGUAUCUUGUAAGGAGUGUAGCCAGUGAAGUUAGUUAAACACAUGUUGCUUUUGGGUGUCAAAAGAGUAGAACCAAGUUUGAAUCUGGACAAAUGUAUUGAGAGACUAUCAUGCAAAACAUGAAGUCUCUACAAAUUUUGUAUCCGGAUCAAAACUCUACCCUAUAUCGACUAUCAGCUAGAUUGAGAUUAG
Cuscuta campestris is the source of this 1382-nucleotide messenger RNA. The record is from the annotation of a GenBank genome assembly. NCBI's taxonomy places the organism in Eukaryota, Viridiplantae, Streptophyta, Magnoliopsida, Solanales, Convolvulaceae.